This is a messenger RNA of Bufo bufo (common toad), 862 nucleotides long. It is a transcript of the gene RNF183, whose product is annotated as ring finger protein 183. Gene Ontology annotation, biological process: protein ubiquitination. Lineage: Eukaryota; Metazoa; Chordata; Amphibia; Anura; Bufonidae. The coding region runs from base 236 to 790 and encodes 184 amino acids. Gene Ontology annotation, molecular function: ubiquitin protein ligase activity. The record is from RefSeq and is a predicted model, not a curated record. The transcript has 3 exons.
CUUUUUGCCCAGAAGUUUGGUGCUCCCUCCAUCGCCAUCUCCAGAAGAUGCAGGACGUGAGCGGCGGCGUUGCCUGGAGGGGAGACCGACCACAUCCGGAAGGGAGAGCGUGGCACGUUAUCCUUCUGUGCAACCAGGUGGUCGGUGCAUCCCGUGGCCUCGAGAUGAAAGCAGCCAUUGUUUCACGUGAGAAUUGGCUCGCUCCGAAUCCUGAGCUGUAGAUGACCCACAAAAGAUGGCGGACGCUUCCAAACCCGACCUGGAAUCCGAGUGUCCCGUGUGCUGGAAUCCAUACAACAAUACCUUCCGCACCCCCAAACUCCUGAGCUGCCAGCACACCUUCUGCAUGGAGUGUCUGGCCCACCUGAGCUUCGUAACCCAGGCAAGGAACCGCCUGCACUGCCCGCUGUGCCGCCACACCACCAUGUUACGCCUGGACCAGGUGAUCACCGACCUCCCCACCAACAUGGCCGUCCUCGGCCACCUCAAACUGGAGCCGCAGAAGCACGGACUCUCUGCUAGAGACACCCGGAGACUGAACUUUUUUCACCGUCCCCCCUCAGUCUAUACACUCAGCGGCGGACAGGACACGGAGUCCACGUAUGCUACUCAACAAACUCAGGUACCGACGCCCCCGACCACUAUUCCCUCUGACGACGACUCCUGGCAGUGUCUGCGGAACCCCCAAUUCCGUAUGUUCUCCUACCUGAUGGUGACUAUGCUGUUGGUCAGUAUGCUGCUGAUCUUUUCCAUUUUCUGGACCCGCAAGUUACUGUGGGGACCACGGUGACCCCCACAAAGUGGAAUGGGAUCUACUGAGAUGCGCUCAUUUUGGAAGACGAUGACUUUGGUAGAACACGUA